Porites evermanni is the source of this 2599-nucleotide messenger RNA. NCBI's taxonomy places the organism in Eukaryota, Metazoa, Cnidaria, Anthozoa, Scleractinia, Poritidae. The record is from the annotation of a GenBank genome assembly.
AUGAGCGAAACAAAAAAAGAUCAAGUUCCUUCUCCUAUGCCAGAGAAGCUUUAUUGGCUAAUAGACGGUUUUCGUCUGUCUAAAGCGCUAUUUGCAGCAUGUGAAUUGGGAGUCUUCGACAAACUGCGCACCGCAUCCGCACCACAAUCAGCCGACGAAAUAACAAAGGCAUUGUCCUCCGAUCUUGACGCCACUACACGUCUCAUGGACACCCUUGCGGCAAUGGAAUUGCUAGAAAAAUUCAAACAGGGUGACCAGUGGUUGUACAGUAAUUCUGAAAUGGCCACUAAAUUUCUCACCAAAGACAGCCCAGAUUCGUAUCUAGAUAUGAUCGCAUUUACAAACAAAACGCUGUAUCCUAUCUUUGGAAAUUUAGAAACCGCCGUUCGCGAGGGAACUACACAGUGGAAGAGGACGUUUGGAAUGUCUACAGAGGAAAGUUUUGUGAACCUUUAUAACACCGAAGAAGCCAAAUCACGAUUCCUGGGUGCCAUGCAUUGUCAUUCACUCUAUGGAAGUUAUGCUGCUGCUAAAGCCAUUGAUCUAAACGCGUACCGAGAAGCUGCUGUGAUCUAGGAGGUAAGUCAAAGGGAAAGUUCGUAUACAUCACACGCUAUUUUUAUAAGAAGUGUAAGACUGAAAUGGAAAAACCUUUGCCUGUCAGCACUGUGAAAACAAUACUGGCUGAAGUUUAUUCCACCUCAUCUGAACGAGCAGUAUAAAGAAACCACGAUAAAAUAGAACAAAACCGCGUUUGGUCUCACAGCGGCUAAACUAAAUUAAUAGUCGACUGAAUACAAUAACAUAGAGAAAUUUUGAGCCAAGAAAAAUGUCUUAACGAAUUUGCAUGAUAUUGUCAGACUUUCAUUCCAAAUGUAUCUUAUUCUUCUUUUCUUAAACGGCUGUCCCAUUUUAAUUACGCUCACAGCCCUGGCUGGGAUACUUAGGCUAAUUUUAGUAGAGAAAACUUAUAACACGAAACUCUAUAGUAAAAAACAUUGUUAUAAUCUCCGUUUAUUUUUUUAUUCAUUUAUUUAUCUCUUCAAAUUAGAGGACAAGCUUGCGCCCUAUGGAACUGUUCGCAUGCCCAGUUACGCAGGAAAACCAGUCGUAGGGGUUUGCAUCAAAUUAGUAGGCAAAAUUCAAGACUCCUGUUCAUAUUCCGCUAAGAAAUUGUGUAAAUAGAUGGAGAAACGCGUUAACUACCGUUUUUAACAUUCCCGAUGGGGAAAACACGGCUACCUUUUUGGAGGUUACGUGUCUGCCAAGAAUUUUUCGCUGGGUUUACACAAAAAUUCCAUCUAAGCAAGAAAAUUAGUUGUAAAUGUGGUAAACAGCAAACGGCCUAUGACUCUGUUUGCUGAAAUGGAAAUUUAAAAUUCCCUGCUAUUUCUCUCUGCUCUAGGGGCUGUGGGAACUCUAGCCUAUGCUUUCUGUCAGGUCUACCCUGAAAUGAAGAUAAUAGUUUGUGACUUGGAGCCAGCCUUGAUUUUAGCUCAUCACUUCCGACCAUCAGUGGAAGCUUGCCAAAAUCAAGCCAAUGUUUCCUUUGCGGUCGGCGAUUUCUUCAGACCUGAAACCAUACCAAAGGCUGAACAGUAUGUGCUGUCUCGCGUUCUCCACGACUGGUCAGAGGAUAAAGUUGACUUGAUUCUUUCAAAUGUCUACAGGUGCUUACCCUCAGGUAAUUUUAAUAGAAAGAAGGUUUUACCGUUCUUAAAGGGAUCCAGCACGCACGUACGGAAGUACGUGCAUGAAAUCAAAUCCAAGCAGAAAAUACUAGGUUCCGCACGUAACUUACAGUUCGGAUCAAGAAAACAAGGUUUAUUAUGUCUCUGGUUUAAUUACAAACUGAGAGGGCAUCAAGGAUUACAGUUCAAGCAGGAAAGCUGUAAAUGAUCGAUGUGAAUGAAAUCCUACACACGAGCGUCAAAAAUCGUGGCUUUGUGACGUCAAAACACUUAAUACACCCAUACUAAACUCCAAACUUACAAGAAAUGCCGUAAUAGCUUUACAAUGUUUUUUUCCUCAUGAAUUGUAACCAAAACGAAUUUUCAUUCUGAAUUCACGGUCUUAAGUCUUUAAGUGAAAUGAGCCCGCGAACUGACUGAUGAAGAAGUGCUUUGGUAACAAAGGGCGUUUUAAUCUAACACGUAGCCUACACGGUAACGGUUGACAGUGCAUAUAGAAAUGGCGUACAAGAUUAUUGUAUGAAAAAUCAUCUCUUUUGCUAGCCUAACUUCGACAAUGUUGGAGACGUUUUAACUCUCUCAGUAACUGAGGGACUAAAAACGACUCUAAGUAAUCGUCUGAAAUUCAGGUUACUCUGUUGCCAUAAAAAGGCAAACAACGCACCAUUUUUCAUAGCUCUUUUAUUUUUGUAGGUGGGGGACUCCUCAUUUGCGAACGGAUUUUAAACGAAGACAAACGUGGCCCAUUGCCUUCUCUCAUUUGCAGCCUUUUAAUGUUGGUGUCCACGGGUGGAAAAGAGAGAUCAGCUUCAGAAUACAAGCAUCUCCUGGAAAAGCAUGGGUUUGUAGAUGUUCAAGCGAAACGUGUUUAUCUUACUCAAGAUGCCAUUUUCUGCAGAAAGAUGUAA